UUGCAGUCUCAGCCCUGGUGGAAGAUCCAGCUCUUUGUGUGGGAACCGGUUCUCUUUGGGACGUGGGACGGCGUCUUCACUUCCUGCAUGAUCAAUAUUUUUGGGGUGGUUUUAUUUCUCCGCACCGGCUGGCUGGUGGGGAACACCGGCAUCCUUCUCGGCAUCUUCCUGGUGUCUUUCGUCAUCCUGGUGGCGCUGGUGACGGUGUUGUCGGGGAUCGGCGUGUGUGAGCGGUGCAGCAUAGGCAGUGGCGGUGUAUAUUCCAUGAUCUCCACCGUCCUCGGGGGGAAGGUCGGGGGGACGGUGGGGCUGCUCUACAUAUUCGGACAGUGUGUUGCAGGCGCCAUGUACAUCACGGGAUUCGCCGAGUCCAUCUCGGACCUCCUCCGCCUGCAGAGCACCUGGGCGGUCCGGGGAAUCUCGCUGGCGGUGCUGCUCGGACUGCUCGGCAUCAACCUGGCCGGAGUGAAGUGGAUCAUUCGGCUGCAGCUGCUGCUCCUAUUCCUAUUGGCCGUCUCCACUCUGGACUUCGUGAUUGGCUCCUUCACCCACCUGGAUCCAGGUCACGGAUUUGUCGGAUACUCGGAGGACUUGCUGAGGAAUAAUACAUUUCCCGAUUACUCCGCCGGAGAAACUUUCUUCACCGUCUUUGGAGUAUUUUUUCCAGCUGCGACAGGUGUCAUGGCCGGCUUCAACAUGAGCGGAGAUCUGCGCAGACCGUCUGUCAAUAUCCCGAUCGGCUCGCUGGCCGCCAUCGCCAUCUCAUGGUUCCUCUACAUCGUCUUCGUCUUCUUGCUGGGCGCCACCUGCGCUCGAGAGUUCCUGCGCUAUGAAUUCAUGAUCGCUGAGAAGGUUUCCCUGGUUGGCUUCCUCUUCCUGCUCGGCCUCUACAUCUCCUCGCUGGCCUCCUGCAUGGGCGGCCUGUAUGGCGCUCCCAGAAUCCUCCAGUGCAUUGCGCAGGAGAAGGUCAUCCCCAUCCUCUCCUUCCUGGCACACGGGAGAGGACCUAACAAGACCCCAGUGGCAGCCAUCUUUCUGACUGGCCUCAUCACGAUGGCCUUCGUCUUCAUUGGCCAAGUCAACAUCUUGGCACCAAUUGUUACCAUCAAUUUCAUGCUGACCUACAGCGUGGUGGAUUACUCCUACUUCUCGGUGACCAUGAGCUACAAUCUCCAGCGCUGCUACAGGAAGGUCAAUCAAGCCACUUCCAAGACCCCCAGCGCCUCCCGACCUCUGAUCCUUGACAAGUCCACCAAUUACGGGUCAAAUGGGACCUUGCUGGAGUUCACACGGGACAUGGACCAGCUCUUCAAGGAGGGGCAUACCCAGACCACCGACCACACAAAGACUCCAGAUAAGAAGAGGUUCAUGAACCUUAAGAAUCCCAGGAAACCGGCCAAGCAGACCUUGCAAGACAGUUUCCAACUGGACUUAAAGCAGAACCCUGAGGGCCCAACUGCUGACAGGACAGUUGAUGAUCAGGAGAACAGGACGGUGGACACAACGGCAGAUGACCCAGAUUAUGGGGGUAUAGACAAUGCAGCUAAAGAGUGCGGGAGCACACCUGACCGGGUCCAGGGGGACAGGAGCACACCUGACCGGGUCCAGGGGGACAGGAGCACACCUGACCGGGUCCAGGGGGACAGGAGCACACCUGACCAGGUCCAGGAGGACAGGAGCACACCUGACCGGGUCCAGGAGGACAGGAGCACACCUGACCGGGUCCAGGAAGGCAAGGCAGACCAUGCAGCUAGUGAAGACGCAUUGGACAACCAGGAAGAAGCUCCGCAAUGUAUGUGUGAUGAGGAGGAGUAUGUAGAGGGGACCGGAGAUCAGGAGCAGCUCUUCACAGAGGUCCAUCAGCCAGGAGCCGAGGAGAGAGAUGGAGCCGGUAAUGUCCUCAUCAUUCGGAAUCUGCAGUACUCCAGUGUUUUCCAGGUGCAGGAAGAGACUGGUCACCAAUCCCGGCCCGAAGCAGAAGGUCCCCGAGGUCGAGAUCCAGAGUCUGUCCGCGUCCUUCUACAGCAAGCUGUGCAACCACUGGCUGUCCUUCAUCGGGGUGAGUCCAGUCUAGACCGGGUCCAGGGGGACAGGAGCACACCUGACCGGGUCCAGGGGGACAGGAGCACACCUGACCAGGUCCAGGAGGACAGGAGCACACCUGACCGGGUCCAGGAGGACAGGAGCACACCUGACCGGGUCCAGGAAGGCAAGGCAGACCAUGCAGCUAGUGAAGACGCAUUGGACAACCAGGAAGAAGCUCCGCAAUGUAUGUGUGAUGAGGAGGAGUAUGUAGAGGGGACCGGAGAUCAGGAGCAGCUCUUCACAGAGGUCCAUCAGCCAGGAGCCGAGGAGAGAGAUGAUCCCGGCCCGAAGCAGAAGGUCCCCGAGGUCGAGAUCCAGAGUCUGUCCGCGUCCUUCUACAGCAAGCUGUGCAACCACUGGCUGUCCUUCAUCGGGGCCAUCCUCACCGUGGUCAUCAUGUUCAUCAUUCAGUGGAUCUACGCCUUGGUGAAUAUCGGGGUGGCCAUCGUUAUCUACUUCUACAUCGGCCGGGUGAGCCCGGGUCUCAACCCAGGGGCGGCUGCAAAUUUCAGCUUCUUCGUCUGGGUGAGACAACAGGCCGCCACCGCCUGCAGGUACCGCUAUGUGGUGACCCCGACGUUUGGCUCUGUGGGUAUGGAGACCACGCAGCUGACGGAGGAGAACGAGGACUUUGCCUCUCGCGGCCGCUUCCACCACUCGUCGGUGAUCAGCAGAGGGCACUUCAUAAACCAGUUCAACUAGUCCCGGGGGUCAG
Molecule: messenger RNA, 2800 nt
Organism: Nanorana parkeri
Lineage: Eukaryota; Metazoa; Chordata; Amphibia; Anura; Dicroglossidae
Gene: SLC12A8
Product: solute carrier family 12 member 8
Exons: 14
Biological process (GO): chloride transmembrane transport; potassium ion import across plasma membrane; potassium ion homeostasis
Cellular component (GO): membrane
Molecular function (GO): potassium:chloride symporter activity
Source: RefSeq, a predicted model, not a curated record